GCCGUCUCUCUCUCUCUCCCUCUCUUUUAAGCAUUGAAAUUGUACAGACAUGGUUCCUACCAAAUGGGGUUUCUUUGUUUGAGCGGAUGAUUCAAAGUUGCUUCUUUGUACUAAGAGAAGUGAGUGAAACUGAACAGUGAACACUCUUUUUUUCUCCCUUGCCGUACAGUUUUUGUGCUUGGUCUUUUAAGGAAUAUCCGAACCUUGACUUUAUAGUAGAGUGAACAUUCUAAGUACAGUUAAUCUCAGAACCCCUUUUGCAACCAUUUUGGAGGACAUAGAUGGCUACUCAAGCUGUGUAUUUCAAAGAACAUGAAGGAAUUGUCCACAAUUCUAUGGGGCAGGUGCCAUCGUCUUGGUGGGGUUCCUUUGCUUCUAAAUCGGGUUAUGGGGAAUCCUGUGGCCAAUUGAAGUCUUUUUCCAUGGACCUGCCAAGUGGUGGAGACCAACUGAUUGCCAACAAACAAGCUGGGAGGGGUACUGAACAUGGAGCAGAAAGAGGGAAUACAACUCAAUUAAAUAUCUUUCCUGAUAAUUGCAAAAGUUCAGGGGAUGGGCAAAAACCUCAGGCAACCAUUUCUCUCCAAUCAUCUCCGUCAGAAUAUCGAGGUCGCUUUGAGCUAGGAUUUAGUCAGCCUAUGAUCUAUGCAAAGUAUCCUUACGUUGACCAAUGUUAUGGAGUCUUCCCAAAUUGUGGACCUCAAAUUUCGGGCCGUGUUAUGCUGCUGCCUAUGAACAUGGCAACCGAUGAUGGACCUAUAUAUGUUAAUGCUAAGCAGUACCAUAGGAUUAUCAGGCGCCGGCAGUCCCGUGCAAAGGCCGUAAUGGAGAAUAAAUUGACAAGAGCUCGUAAACCAUAUAUGCAUGAAUCACGUCAUCUCCAUGCACUGCGCCGACCAAGGGGAUGUGGUGGCCGUUUCUUGAACACAAAGAAUACGAACAAAGUAAAAAGUGGAACUGAAGUGAUCAAAACUGGAGAUGGACAACUCUCUCAGGGCACAGGUUCUCAGAGUUCUGAAGUCCUUCAGUCUGAUAGUGGUACCUUUAACUCAUCAAAGGAUGCCAAAGGCAGUGGUUCAAAUAUAUCAGAGGUCACUAGUAUGUUCUCUAGGGGAGAUCUUGAUCGCUUUCAAAUCAACCAUCUCAUGCCUCCAGCCCACCCUUUUGCAGAUCUGAUCGAUGGUGGGCGUGGCCUUGUUAUGCCUAAGUGGGUUACAGCACCAGAUAACUGCUGUAACCUCACAGUCUGAUGUAGCAAGGUAUCAGGUGGGGUUGGUUUUAAGUAUACCAAUCCCCAUCUCGCAACCAGAUGGAGAAGCUUUGUUGUGAUCCUGGCGAUUGCAAAUGGUUUCUUUUGGAAGGCUAUCCUAUCCUUCUUAAUAUGCGGUUGCGCCGAAGGCAAAUCAUUCUUGGCUCAGGUAAAAGGUUAGACUCUUUCUAUUCCUUGCCCUUGCUGGCUUAAGGGGGUUAAAGAUUCUGACGCCUUAACGUAGCUACUAGUGGAGUAGGCUAAAAAAGUCUGUUCCGUAAUUAAAUAAGAGUGUUAAUGUAUGGAUAUGAAUCUGUGACUUAGAGAUACUGGAGUGUGAUGUUGCUGAUGUUAAAAAUGUAGUAUGUCUAUGUACCUGACUUAUGGAGUGAUGUAUUGCAGAACUUGGUGCUUGUGUUGUUAUCUUAAACUAUAUAUGGAACCACAAUGCAUUACCCUAGAACUUGGUGGUGCUUGUGUUAUUAAAUCAUA
Molecule: messenger RNA, 1741 nt
Organism: Quercus robur (English oak)
Lineage: Eukaryota; Viridiplantae; Streptophyta; Magnoliopsida; Fagales; Fagaceae
Product: nuclear transcription factor Y subunit A-10-like
Exons: 6
Coding region: 282-1250 (322 amino acids)
Biological process (GO): regulation of transcription by RNA polymerase II
Molecular function (GO): RNA polymerase II cis-regulatory region sequence-specific DNA binding; DNA-binding transcription factor activity, RNA polymerase II-specific
Source: RefSeq, a predicted model, not a curated record